UGCCACUUUAAAUCACAUUUUCGAGCCUGUCCAGUCCAGUGCAGAGCACGGCCCGCGGUAGAGCGACUCUGAUUAGGGUUUAGUACAGAGACCUUCAAGGAGGAGAUAAAGAGAAAGAGAAGCCAUGAGUAGGAGCUUGGGGAUACCAGUGAAGCUAUUACACGAGGCAUCAGGCCAUGUGGUCACAGUGGAGCUCAAGAGCGGGGAGCUCUACAGAGGAAGUAUGGUUGAGUGUGAAGAUAACUGGAAUUGUCAGCUCGAGAACAUCACCUACACUGCUAAGGAUGGGAAGGUUUCACAGCUUGAGCAUGUUUUCAUUCGGGGCAGCAAAGUCAGGUUUAUGGUCAUACCGGACAUGUUAAAGAAUGCUCCAAUGUUCAAGCGUCUAGAUGCUAGAAUCAAGGGUAAGAGCUCAUCGAUUGGAGUUGGUAGGGGCAGGGCUGUGGCAAUGCGGGCUAAAGCUGCAGCAGCUGGCCGUGGAGCAGCACCUGGUAGGGGUGUUGUACCACCUGUUCGAAGGUAAUCCUCUCUUGGAAAACUGUAGGUCAUCACCUUCUCUCUGGAGCAUUAUUGUCAACUACUGUAGGUCAUCUGAGUAAUGGUUGAGUUUAGGAAAUUUGAUGAAAAAUGAUUCUGCUUUUCCAGCUUAUAAGGGGGGUGGGAAAAGAGAUUAUGUUACCGGACAAUCACAAGCUCAGUUUUUGUAAUCUAUUGAAUAUUACUAAUUUGAUCUUUUAUGUGUUUGGAUUUUAGACAGUCUAUUGUUAAUGUGACAUUUUUUAUUACAGCCAA
This is a messenger RNA of Mangifera indica (mango), 792 nucleotides long. RefSeq names its product small nuclear ribonucleoprotein SmD3b-like. The record is from RefSeq and is a predicted model, not a curated record. Bases 125 to 523 code for a protein of 132 amino acids. The transcript has 5 exons. Gene Ontology annotation, molecular function: RNA binding. NCBI's taxonomy places the organism in Eukaryota, Viridiplantae, Streptophyta, Magnoliopsida, Sapindales, Anacardiaceae. Gene Ontology annotation, biological process: spliceosomal snRNP assembly; RNA processing. Gene Ontology annotation, cellular component: U1 snRNP; commitment complex; catalytic step 2 spliceosome.